Camellia sinensis is the source of this 5036-nucleotide messenger RNA. RefSeq lists its product as uncharacterized. Gene Ontology annotation, molecular function: protein binding. The record is from RefSeq and is a predicted model, not a curated record. NCBI's taxonomy places the organism in Eukaryota, Viridiplantae, Streptophyta, Magnoliopsida, Ericales, Theaceae.
UGAAAUCAUUUCGUAUUCAUUCACAACAUUUGGAAAUGGGGCGUAAACUUCAAGCACCACCACCGCCGCCGUCACCAUCGGCGUCGCCGGAAUCCACCUACCCAGCACCACCGCCGUCUUCAUCCGCCAUGUCCGGCGAAGAACGAGUCUCCGUGGAUCGGCGUACGGACUACUCGGUGGUGUGCAAAUGGACGAUCCCGAACUUGGAAAGAACGAAAUCAAAGGCAGUGUAUAGUCCUUACUUGGAAGUCGAAACAUCAGGUAUCGAUUGUCGUCUUGUGGUAUACCCUAGAGGCCAUUCUGAUGCUCUACCUGGUUCUCUCUCUCUCUACCUUCAUCUUAUCGACCCUCCUCGCACUUCCAAAUUGGGUUGUUUCACUUACUACAAACUCUCUAUUCUCAACUCUCUCGAUGAAUCCAAGUCUCUGCAUAGAGAUUCCUACUGUCGAUUCACUUCUAAGAGGAAGUCUCAUGGUUGGUCUGACUUCACUCUCUCUUCAACGGUCCUCGAUCCCCAAUUAGGGUUUAUCUCCAACAAUUUUCUCUUCAUUCUCGCUGAUAUUCGAGUUUUGAAUGAAUCAACCUCGUUUGUACCGGAUACCAAUGAAUCAAAGUUGGCAUCCUCGAGUGUAAGUGUUAGUAGUGGGCAAUUCACUUGGACUAUAAAGAAUUUUGGUUUGUUUAGGGAAAUGAUUAAGACUCAUAAGCUAUUGAGCCCUUCGUUCCCGGUGGAGGAAUGUAAUCUUCGGAUUUCUGUUCAUGGGUAUGUGGCCGAUAAGGUUGAGUAUUUGUAUCUUUGUUUAGAUAGUAAAGAGAUGGAGAAUUUGACUGGUUUUGAAUAUAGGAGCUGUUGGUGCAUGUUUAGAAUGUCAGUGUUGAAUCAUAAAUCAGGUUCCAAGAGCAUUCAUAGGGACUUACAUGGGCGGUUUGGCACAGACGUCAAUUUCGAGGACACUACGUAUAUUGGCUGGUGUAAUUAUAUGAAAAUGUCGAAGUUUAUUGGGUUGGACAACGGUUUUCUUGUUGACGAUACUGCUGUGUUCAGUGUGUCAUUCCAAGCGAUUAAGGAAUCUAGUGGAUGCCUUAAGAUUACCAGGACUCCUGCGGUUAAAAAUUCUAUUAUGCCUAAUAAACCUGAUUGGUAUCAGGGAGGGUUUGUUUGGAAAAUUAAGAAUUUCACAAGGUUGAAGGAUCUUAUGAAGAAGAGGAAGAUCGUGGGUCUAGCUGUUAACAGCAGGAGGUUUCAGAUUGGAAAUCAGGAUUUUCAUCUGGGGGUUUAUCCUAGAGGGUUAUCUCAACCGCCAAGUCACUUUUCAUUUUAUCUCCAAGUUGAUAACCAGAAUAGUUCCCCUGACUGGAGUUGUUUUGUAUCUUAUCGGUUGUCUGUCAAGAACCAGAGGUGCAUGGAUAAAUCUGUUAGUAAGGACUCACUGGACCGUUUCUCCAAUGCUACAAAAGAAUUGGGCUGGUGUGAAUUUUUGACUCUGAAUAGUCUCUUCGAUCAAGACUCCGGGUUUGUUGUUGGCGAUACAAUUCACUUUUGUGCAGAGGUUCUUCUUUUAAAGGAGACAUUUUUAAUGGGUAACACAGAGUUGAGGAAUGCUGGUUUUCCAGUUGAUCAUCUAUCAGGGGAAGGCGAGUUAGUCCUUUGGAUGAUGCAUAACUUCAUGUCUUUCAUUGGCAUAUUAGAAACCAGGAAAAUAGUUAGUCCAGCUUUUGAAGUAGGUGGAUUUCAGCUUCAGAUUGGGGUCUGCAAGUCAUUAGACAGCAUAUGUGCAUUUCUGGAGUGUAAUCCAUCAGUCACAAGUGACUCUGAUAAGAACUUUUUGGUUAGUUACAAGAUGUCUUUGGCAAAUCAAAAGAACCAUGCCAAAAGUAUGUGGAAGGAGACUACUUUCUGUACAAAGUCAAAUAAUAAUUCUGUUAUCCAGUUCAUGAAAGUUUCAGACAUGGUGGACGCAGAUGCUGGAUAUCUUGCUCAUGAAUCAGUUGCUAUCUUGUGUCAGAUUCUCGAUCAUUGCCCGUCGCUUGAGUUUUCAGAACCAGGGACAUACCCGUCUUCAAAUGUGGAUGAUAGUCAGAAUGCAUUUUCAAAUGAUCGUGAUGAAUUUACUCAUUCCAAAUUCAGCGAAGUAAAUAGUGAAAUUGAAGAUGACAUCUUUGAAAGCAUUCUUUUCAGAGCAGGCCUUGACAUUGCUUUGCACCAAGAUUCCUGUUCAGAGUCUUGUAUCAGAAAAAAAAUUUGGAUGGGUGCUGAUUGGAUGUGUCAUACUAUGAAUAAGCUUUGCAUUUACCUUGGUGAACCUGUUAAAGCAAAAGAUUUGCUUAGUGCAGUGAAGAACUUGGAUUGUUGUGAUGUUAAUAGACAUGCUGAAUCUCCACCAUUCCUAAUGAAUUUGUGGACUGUGGUUAAGAUCUCCCAACAGGCAGUUAUUGAUCUACUUCUAGACAUAAUGGUUGAAAGUUGCCAACACUCAGAAACCAGAUCUAGUGUGGAUUGUUAUGAUUCAAGUUUAAAACCUUCUGGGCAUGCCAAUGGAGAUGCCAGUGAAGGACAAUUUCUAAGGCAAAGUGGACCAGAAGAUUCUGGUCAAUCCGCCAAAUAUGAGACCUUGGCCUCUUGGGUGGAUGGAAGUAGCAGCAUGUGUGCAGUUGAGGGCUUGGAGGAGGAGAUAACCGAUAUACCCGAAAAAGCUAUUCUUGCACAACCUCCUUCAGAACUAUCUGCUAUAGCCCUUCUGAAGAUCAAUUCUAUUCAAGAUCUAAAGAUCAAGUGGCCUGAGCAGGCAGAUGAAAUCUUAGAUAUGAUAAUCAAUUCUCUGAAGGCUCUUGAUGGUACUAUUCCAAAAGGUGGUUUAAGGCCAAAUCAAUGGCUUGUAUCUGUACAUAAGAUCUCUCGUGCACUGGACAGAGCUCCAAAACACCUGCAGCCAGACCUAGUCACUUUGGUGCCCAAGCUCGUUGAUCAUUCAGAUAAUCCACUUGCUGCAUCUGUGCUUCUAGAUCAACUAACUAAACCAGAUGCCGACCCUGAAAUCCAAGCACGAGUCUUUGAUGCCAUUAGUCAAUUGGAGUUCAGCAGUGAGGUGUGGGAACUUGUCUUUUUCGUUACUUCCAAAGUGGUGGAAAAGUUCAAUGAUGGAGCACUUGCAACUAUCAUUGGCUUUUUAUUCAAGGCUGCAUCUCAUUGUCAGCAUAUUUCUGAAGCUGCCAUAGUAGUUCAUGCAAUGCUGUGUAGCAUGGGGGUCGAGGUAUCACCCUGUGUGUUGAUUUUCUUAAGCGAAACUGUACGUAGUUGCAGUGAUAUUGCCAUGGCUUUGUUGAGAGAUAUUGAUUUUGGUUUUGAACUUGAUGACAAAUUUUUAGCAAGCUCUGGUGAGCCCUUCUUGUGUGGAGAAGAUAAACUUUUGACAAGAAGGUUGAACAUGAUGGAUGAUCAGGUUCUUGAUGAAGGUCGUCAUUUUUCUGACAUCUAUAUCUUGAUAGAGAUGUUAUCAGUACCUUCCCUCACUAAUGAAGCUUUCCAAACUUUUGAGAGAGCUGUUGCUCAAGGAUCAAUUGUGGUUCAAUUGGUGGCCAAGGUCUUCGAAAGACGCCAUUCUCUAAGAUUAAAUAUUGGUCCAAUGUCUUCUGCUGGAAAAAACCAGCAAACAGAUGAAGUACCGGGUGGAAAAAUUGAGCCAUUUCCUGUUGAAGAAGACGACUUUGCCUUACCUCUUGGUCUUGCUGAAAGAUUCUCUCUCUCUAAUCACUCCAGAGUGCAACAAUUUGCACAGAUGCUUUAUGCUACGUUGUUUAGAUUGUUUGCCGAUGAGAGUAAUUACAAGAGAAUGCUUAAAGGGCUAAUUGAUCGUGCCAUAAACCUCAUAGAAAAUGGUCAUCAAGCAGAUAAAGAUUUCAAUACUUUGCUUUUCUUGGUUAACAAGGAACAGGUUCUAGCUGGAGCAAUUCUAAACAUGAUGAGGGAGGUCGCCAAGGCUGCCAAUGCUGAUUGUGCAACUCUUAGGCAUCAGUUGUCUGCUAGUGAGGACCACAAUUUGCGUAUACAACAAGAAAGACAUGCUGAACAGGCCGAUAUGGUUAGAGAAAAGGCUAUUUUGUUGGAAAGGUUAUGUGAAUCUGAGGCCACUACCAACAAUUAUAAGUUUGAAUUGAAGCUUGAGAUAGAUCGUUUUGCUACGCAAAAGAAGGAACUCUCUAAACGAAUGCAAGAAAUGGAGAGUCAGUUUGAAUGGUUUCAAUCGGAGCAGAACGAUGAGAUUAUGAAGCUAUCCAAAGAGAAUAAAGUGUACAAGGAUCGUCUUCAUAAUUUGGAGACACAACUUUCUCAACUGAAGUCCCGGAGUAGUGAUGAUUUGAAGAUACUUGUAAAAGAGAAGAAUUCUCUUGCUGAAAGGCUGAAGAUUGCAGAGGCUGCAAGGAAGAAAUCUGAUGAGAUAUUGAAACACUAUUAUAGAGAUAACCGGAUUCUACAGGACAAUAAACAUUCAUUUGAGGAUGAGGUCAGGCAAUUGAAAGCAACAGUUGGGCAACUUGAACAAGAGAAGCUGGACAAGGAAGAAAAGAUUAAACAAUGUGAAAUGUACAUCGGUGGGAUGGAAGAAAAACUUGGUGCCUGGCAGAAACAUAUCCAUUCUCUUGAGGUUUUCCUUAGAGAGGAGAUGUCACAACAUGCUCCUCUGUAUGGUGUUGGCUUGGAAGACCUGUCAAUGAAGGAACUAGACACAUUGUCGAGUAUCCAUCAGCAAGGGCUCGAACAGAUAUAUGUCCUCCAGCAACAGAAAGCUAAUCUUGCCGCCAACCCUCCUGCAAACCCCAACACCUUUCCAAGCUCCAGCAGGUCAUAAAAUACUCUCUAUUAACCCAUCUCCGGAUUUGUUUGUAAUCCAGUAUCUGGUCCACCACAACAGUGGACAAGUUUCUUUCAAGGGACUACCUUGGAAUGAUCAAGCAGACGUUCAUUUCCAACAAAUGGCAUCUGGGUGGUCCUGCCUUCUUGACCUCAAGAUCUUACUAGUAUUUCAAAAACUACAGCU